UAUUGAAAAGGCAUGACAGAAGACACUAUUGCAUCCCAAAUCUUGGAACAACUUGAAUUGAUCUUUAGUAAAGAAAACCUGGCCAAGGAUAACUUUUUCCGGGAAAUGACAAUGCAGCAUCCUGAAGGAUGGAUCACGUUGAAAAAGUUAUCCAUGAUCAAAAGAUUCAAGGUUCUUUUGAAUGGAGAUGUGACUUUAUUCAAGGAAGCAGUAGAUUUGGCUCCUAGUCGGUUUGAAUUGAAUUCUGAACAAACCAGUCUUCGACCCAUAGCUAAAGAAGAAGAAGAAAAAGAAGAAGAACAAGAAAAAGAUACCAUGGAUGAAAAACGAAAAACACAUCUACUUGACCAUAUGCAUCAACAAAACAAACGAUCUAUUUAUGUGAAAGGGUUUCCUUUGGUACCUGAACCUGUCAAAAAAGACUUGGUGACAUUUUUUGAACCUUUUGGUCGUGUGAUCCAUAUCAAACUUCGACGUGAAGAUGACAAAUCUUUCAAGGGUAGUAUUUUUGUUGAAUUUGAAACCAAUGAAAUGGCUCAUGAUAUCUUGGAUAAAGAACUUGUUUACAAGGAGGAACCUUUAAUGAUCAUGAAUAAACAAGAUUAUGUUGAUAUGAAACGUCAAGAAAAAUUCGAUGGGGAAGAUUUUAUAUAUCAAAACAAUGGCAAACAUCGAAAACAUUAUGUUGAAUUUACAGGUGCUGAUGGAUUAGGAACCAAAGAUGUCAAAGAAAUAUUAGUCAAUCAUAGUUCCAAAACAAAUCGAUUUGAAUUUUUGAAUAAGUCCAGUGGUAUAGUACGACUUUGUGAUGAUAUGACACCAGAUCAAUUCCUUGCUACACUUGAAGAUGGUAACAAACUUGGACCUCUGACAUUCCGUUUGGCUUCAGAUGAGGCUCGUGCUAAAUUUGUGGACAAAGUAACCAAGGCUUUUGAUAAACGACACCGUGGUGGAAGAGGUCGUGGAGGAAAACGUAGCAAUAAUGAAGAUAGACAAGGCGAUGAAAAACGAUCAAAAUUGACUGCACCUGCCAUUCAAACUGCAUAGACUUUUUUUGACCAAAAUAUUCAUACCAUUUUUUCAUUUUUAUUUUAUUUAGUUAGUAUCAAUUUUUUAUAGACAUCAUCAAUACAUAAGCAUUGUUUCUAUUAUUAACAUUGGUACUUUUUUAAUGAAUCCAUGAUGAUUAGUAGUUUUUUUUUGGGGGGGAUGACUCGGGAGACAACACGAUCACCAAAAAAAAAUGAUUGGCAUAUUGAAGGAGUGAAAAAGGAUUUGUGUAACUUUGCCUUCCAGGGUAUGAGAAAUCCAAUCAAGAGACAUUUGAUUGAUGAUUGGUUCCCAUUGGGUUGGUCAUUUCUGUCUUCAGGUAAAGAAAACGGGUUUAAAGAACAAGAUUCCGACGAUGGUCGAUUUCCUUUUUUAACCAUUCAUCCUUCCUAUAGAUCAAAAAAAAAAAUAAAUAAAUAAA
Molecule: messenger RNA, 1471 nt
Organism: Halteromyces radiatus
Lineage: Eukaryota; Fungi; Mucoromycota; Mucoromycetes; Mucorales; Cunninghamellaceae
Exons: 7
Coding region: 13-1047 (344 amino acids)
Biological process (GO): RNA processing
Cellular component (GO): nucleus
Molecular function (GO): mRNA binding
Source: RefSeq, a predicted model, not a curated record